Messenger RNA from Oryzias latipes (Japanese medaka), 1605 nucleotides. RefSeq lists its product as uncharacterized. Lineage: Eukaryota; Metazoa; Chordata; Actinopteri; Beloniformes; Adrianichthyidae. The record is from RefSeq and is a predicted model, not a curated record.
CUCAUCGUUUCAUUAGAUUUUUUUUCUUCCUCACUAAAUAUGGCUGCCUCUCAUCGCAUCUUCUUCGUAAAGGAUUAGAUGGACGUGACAUUAAGGCAAAAAUCGAUGUGCUGAUACAAACAACACUCAUAGACGCCAAAACGCACUUUAUACAACGGACUUACAGAAAUGUUUUGGCUUAUAAAGAGGGUAGUGCACGCUAGUCGAAAUUAACCCUUUCCAUCCAGUGUAGCAUCCAGCAGCUUUCUUCUGACUGAGACGAUGCAUCAGGUGAGCAGCAGCAGCAGCAGUGACCUCUGUAUGAGUGUUGCUAGCCUGGCAGAGAACUGUCACACAGCCAGCCCCUUUGAUUUAUGUAGCACACCGUCCAGCAAGUUCUUCACCUCUCCUGCAAACCCUGCUCUACAGCUAUCUCUUGCCAGCCUUGCCCCUCUGCCUCAUGGGAUGCACAAAGCCAUGGCUUGUCAUUUUCAAGACACCCAGACAGACUUCCAGGCACAGGCAAUGAGAAUCAGGGCUAGUGAGGUCUCGGUGCCUGAGGGAUCAUCUAGGAAAAAGGAGGGAAUAGUCAAAUCAGGGAGGAGAGGGAGACCAUCAGGAACCACAAAGUUGGCAGGGUAUCGCACAAGCACAGGACGCCCAAUUGGAACGACUCGGGCAGCUGGAUUCAAAACCAGCCCUGGAAGACCCCUCGGGACCACCAAAGCCGCUGGGUAUAAAGUCAGCCCCGGCAGGCCUCCCGGUAGCAUCAAGAGUCUAGCUCGCCUGAGGAAGUUAGAGUUUGGCCGUAACAGCGCCAAAACGCUUGACUUGAACAACUGCAGCGUUCCCAAGGAACUGGACUUGACAAGCUGUGACCUUCCUCCUUUUUCAUACACCAUGAUGGAGAAGAGGGUUCUCUGUGAGCCGAGUAGCAAAGCGGACAAACCCAGUGAAUAGAUGGGCUCAUGUGCAUGAUGACGCAUCUGGAAGCUGUAUGAAAUGCUGGCAGUUUUCCUUGAGAUCAUCUUAUCUUUACUGUUUUUUUUUUUUUUGCCAUUCCUGAGUUAAAGCAAAUUUAUAAACAAUCACACACAUCACUCAUUAAAAUCAUGUUUUAUAAAAUUGUAUUUAUUACUUAGUGGAUUUUUUAAACCAUAUUUCUUCCAAUAUCGAUACUUGUCUAAUACUUCUUUUGGACUUUUCUAAGUUUAUCUGACCAGUGUCAUCUGCAUUGUCCUGAACAUAAAUAUCUUACUGUUGCUGUCCUGUUGUUUUUUUCCCCUGUUACCUAACAUGCACCUUACUUUGUGAUAUAUUUGAGCAUCUUACCUGUCACCUGUAAACCAGUAUAGUUUGUAGCACAUUACUUGUUAUUUUCUGCACUUAGUUCAUGUUUCUGAAAAGGCCUGUUUUCAUGCUCAAACUCACUUGAUUCACCAGUUAAAGUAUGUGUUCAUUAAAUAUUCAAUUUUAAAAAAUAAAUUGUGACGCGUUGUAUUUGGAUGUUUAUAAAAACCAUAUGUUCUCCACGUGGACACCAGGGGGCGCAUAUCUCCAAACAAUAGAACUUGCUUUGUAAAAAAAAACCAUUAGAUUUUUCAAUAAAAAUCGUAUUUCAGCGUU